Messenger RNA from Myzus persicae (green peach aphid), 6132 nucleotides. RefSeq names its product zinc finger protein castor homolog 1 (gene cas). Gene Ontology annotation, cellular component: nucleus. The transcript has 20 exons. The coding region runs from base 935 to 5845 and encodes 1636 amino acids. NCBI's taxonomy places the organism in Eukaryota, Metazoa, Arthropoda, Insecta, Hemiptera, Aphididae. Gene Ontology annotation, biological process: regulation of neuron differentiation; positive regulation of transcription by RNA polymerase II. Gene Ontology annotation, molecular function: RNA polymerase II transcription regulatory region sequence-specific DNA binding; DNA-binding transcription factor activity, RNA polymerase II-specific. The record is from RefSeq and is a predicted model, not a curated record.
UUUUACGUUUCAGUGUCACCUGGCCACCGCACCGGCACCGGCACCCGACGACUACGACGACGACGACUAUUACACUAUACGCGGUACGACACACACGCGCCGCGAAAAUAAUAAUAAUAAAAAUAAUAAAAAGGAGGAAAAAAAAUUACGCCGCAGCAGCACGCACGCGGGAUAUACACUCGUCGCUCCGCCGCCACCGCCACCGCCGCCGCCGUCGCAGUCGCAAUCGCCGUCGCCGUGGUUGUCCGCUGUCGUCCGUCGUCCGUACAGCACUGCACGCGCGCGCGCCCGGCAAGCACACGCGGACCGACCGACCCCUCUGCCCACCGCCGGACCGACUACGCAUCACGCGGGGGAGAGAAAUUUUUUUUUAUUAUUAUUUUCUCGCCGGACCAGAGAGAUUUUACUCGAAUUUUUCUACACGCCGCCAUAACGAUUAACGCGAUUUUUGUCUGUUUGAUUUUUUUAUUUUUAUCGUGUCAUUUGCUCAAGUAUAAUAAUAAUAGUAUAUACCACAGUGCUUUUAUCCGCAACGCCGAACACGCACCCGCGACAUGCCAACGCCGCGUACCGUGAGUGCCGAUCGCCCCACGUCGACCGUUUUGCGAUUUUUGCGGAUUUUCGCCGAUUCUUAGUUUUGUAUACUUACAUCAAUUUUUUUUUUUAUGUUUUCCGAGUGAGUGAGUGAGUGACGCGCUCGUUAAAACGCCGGUCGUAUUGCCGGUAUAUACGCACCUGUAUAUAUUAAUUUUGACAUUUACGAACGGUUUUUUUUAGUAAUAUUUAUUUGUUGUUAUUUAUUUAAAUUUUUUUGUUGUUUUUUUGCGGUAAAACCGUACAAAAAUUUCACUGUUAAAAUUCUCACUGUUUGUGCAAGUGUCGUGGAAGCAGGACGUGAGAGUGAUUGUACACCACGAUCGGCUGUUACUGUUGAAUGGUGACAAUGGCCGAUACGGGAUUGUUGGCUGCACCCGCGGCGGCGGCAGCCCGGCACAGCAAAGUGCAAACGCCGCCGCUGAGCGUGUUCUCGUCGGCCGAGGACACGGAUUCGGAGGCCGAAGCCGAUCGAACCCGUGACGAGGAAGACGAUGACGACGAUCACCAACACAAACACCAACACCAUCACCACCUCCAGCAGCAGCAGCAACAACACCACCGCCGCCGUCAGCGUCAACUGCAGCAGCAGCAACACGCACUGCAGCAACAGCAGCCCGUUUGCUUGGCAGCCAGAUCAAACGCGCCCGCCGUCAACCACAACAACAACAACAACAGCAACAGUAACAACAACAACAACAAUAUUAACAAUAAUCACAGUACGCGGAACAAGCGGAAAAAUUUCCAGCCGCGAAACAUCAGCUAUACGCAGGACGCGGCUGAAGACGGUUGUGAUGGCGGCAAUGGGGGCGCCGGCGGAGACUCGGCAGCGGCCGGCGGCGACUCGACCGCGGCCGCAGUGCUCGACUUGAGCGCGUGCACCGGGUCCACCGUGGCCAAGCGGCCGCGCGUCGACGACGGUUCCGCACCGAUGGAUCUCACGUGCGCCGUAGCACAGCCCCCAUCGGCUGGCGCGGUACCAACGGACAAGCGCCCGUCCACCGUCGCUGCGGCAGCAGCAGCCGCUGCCCAUGGAGUCCAGCACCUGCUAGCGGCCGCGGCCGCCGCUGCCGGCCACCACCAACACCACCAGCCACACGAAGCGACCGACUUAAAGGAGUAUGCCCAGAACACAGUCCGCGAGCUGCUGGAAAUCUACGGGCUCAACACUGACGUGGCCGACGCCAUCACCAACAACGUGCCGAUGGUUAACUUCUCUACCGGUCGUAUAUUGGAAUCGUUGGCUGCCAGAGGCGUGGGUCUGUAUCCGGCCCUGGGUCUGCCAUUGCUUGCUGCUCAACACCACAAACCGGCUAGUAUCUCGUCUGCCAGUCCCAGGUCCAGCCCAGCGAAUUCAGCUCCAUCUUCGCCAACGCAAAAGCACGUCUCACCGUCUGUCAUCGUACCUUUGCCACCGAUACACAGGGACACGGCUGGUACCACAGCUGCGAUGACGUCACUAGGCAUUCAGACCCUGUCACCGCACUCGGCAGUCACCACUCCGCUCACGGUGCCGACGCCGACCUACGCCAAUACCCAAGAUAACGGAAUAUCAAAACGGUCUCUGAGCCCGUUGGCGCUGACUACCACCAGAUCUGAAUCGCAGACAACCGGAGUUUCCUCAAUAGCUUCGGCCCUCAAUAACGUCACCAUGGUAUUGCAAGGGGCUUCGUCCACCGUUGGUGGCGGUGGUGGAGGUAGUGGUUGCUCAACGCCGACCAGUGGCGAUUACUCACGUUACGUGAGGAGAUUCAGUAGCUGUCAGGAAUGUGGAUCUGCCCGGUGCAGAGAUUUGAACUACAGAGAGCACUUCCAUUGUCUUGACUGCAAUUCGAGAGUGUUCGUCAAGAAAGAAGAAAUGAUCAGACACUUCAAGUGGCACAAAAAGAGGGAUGAGAGCUUGCAACAUGGUUUCAUGAGAUACUCGCCUAGUGAUGACUGUUCGGACAGAUAUCAGGGAUGCAGUCACAACCGCAAGCAAACACAUUAUCAUUGCAUUCAAGGCACCUGUGAUAAAGUCUAUAUAAGCACAUCCGACGUGCAAAUGCAUGCCAACUAUCACAGAAAAGAUUCAGCUAUAAUACAAGAAGGGUUUCAAAGACUCAGAGCCACGGAAGAAUGUCGGACACCGUACUGCGCGUUCUACGGUCAGAGAACUACUCAUUUUCACUGCAGACGUGAUCACUGCCAGUUUACAUUCAAAAACAAAGCUGACAUGGAAAAACAUAAAACCUAUCACAUCAAGGACGAACAAUUAGCGAGGGACGGGUUCAAGAAGUUUAUGAAACCUGACCCAUGUGGUUUUUCCAACUGCCGGUUCUCUCAAGUGUGUAAUCACAUCCACUGUGUGAGGGACGGGUGCAACUACGUUCUGCACUCCAGUGGACAGCUGCUGAGCCACAAGCGGAAGCACGAGCGCAAGGACAGCGAAAUUGCGUACCGAAAGUUCAAACUGGCCCAACAAGCCGUUAUGAACAUGGCUGGAAGUGGUGGCGGCGGCGGUGUCGUCGGUGGCGUCGUGGUCGGUGGCGGCGUUGGCGCCGGCAACCCACCGGACCAGGUUAGCGACGAUGAAUGGGUGCCAUGGGACGGGAGGCGAGUGGCUCACGGUGCGGCGGCCGGGACAGAUUCGCAAAUGAACGAGCUGUCGAUAUCACCCAGCAGCUCGCUGCAGUUCCUCCACCAGCAGGCCAACUCACUGGCCUCUCUGUCCGCACUUGCCGCGCAGGCCGGUGACGCGGCUAGCUACAGUAACAGCUCGAGUGACGGAGGCGGCGGUCCUAUGUCGCCACUGUCCUCCACGCAGCGGGCCCCGUCCAAGAUGAGCGGUGGUCAAGGAUUCUUCACAGACAACUCGUCAACCGGUGGCGCGGACGGUGGGUCGCCCGAAGACGUGGAGAUGUGGCCCAGAUACCUGACCCGGUUCAAACCGAACACGUGCACCGGUGGGUCUGGUUGCGCAAUGUCCGAAAUCGAUCAUUUCCACUGCAAAGAGCCCAACUGCGAAUCGCCCGUCAAAACUCAAGACGCAGCUGAGACGCACGCUCGUAACCACGACAACCAGGAACGGAUCAACGAGAGUUUUUACCCAGGCGGGCCGGCCUACUGUCAGGACACGUGUACCAAGGACCAACAUUUCCAUUGCGUUUUGGAAGGAUGUUACGAGGCGGUACUGCCGUCGGAGCGCGGCGAGCACAUCAAAAGUCACGACGUCCCGUACGGCCAGUACAAUUCGUUGGACGCUCUGUUCAGGAGGAAGCGCGGCCGACCCCCAAAGAACCGGGUGAUCGAAGUAUGGAAUGACUAUGCGGGUGGGUCCACCGGAGAUUCCCCGCAGGCCAUAUUCACCAGUUUCAAAUUGCCCAAGCCAUCGCAGUUGUCGGGACAGUCGCAACAGUCGGAAGAUGCGGAAGUCCCCACCCAGACCACGCUGGAACAACACUGUUUUGAAGAAUAUCGAUACGGUUGUCCGGACAAUCUCUGCAAGUACACAAGCGAAGGCGUCGCGUUGCACUAUCACUGCCGUCGGCCACGAUGCUUUUUCGCCACUGAUAACGACGAAGAGUUACAAGCGCAUUCCACGCAUUUCCAUGACAACGUCACCAUAAUGGAGGGAUUUUUGUUCUUCGACCGAUCGGUCGACUGCCGACUAGACACGUGCGCAAAUAAUACGAUCAACAAGCAUUUUCACUGCGUGAGAGCUGGAUGCGGUUACUCGUUCACCAGAUACACACAGAUGGCUCAACAUUUAUUACAACAUCAGGCCACCGCUGGUUUGCAGAUAUCUGAGAAAUUAGAAACUCAAAUCAAAGAAGAGAUCUUGUCUCCGACGAGGCCCCAAGCCACCCCUUCGCCGUCUGAUUCAGCUACGAGCCAACGGUCGACAACUGUGGUGAAGGCUUCGGGCACUUUCUACCCUAUGAGCGGCCUAUCGAACGCUAAGAGUUCCUCUCCAAAUUUUUCAGACCCUGCAACCCUGACAGAAAAACCUAAAACAGAUUCCAGUUUGAGUAUCGAACCGGUCGUGACUAUUCAAGUUUUACCAGAGUGGAUGAGUUUAGAACGGCAUGAGAAAUACGGACCCGAGCAACCCUGUAGCCGAGCUUUCUGCAAGCUCAAACGAAAAGAACAUUAUCACUGUAAUGCGUGCAAUCAGGCUUUUUCGGAAUUGGACAAGCUCAAGCCGCACAUCAUCAAACACACGCCGGGCGCCUUACCAACGUUUAUGCAAAAAACAGAGAACAUCAACAACAACAACAACAACGACGAUACAGAAGAGAUCGCACAGCAUCCACCCGCACUGACAAUGAUGCCGAUCUCAGGCGACAGCAACUCGGCCGCUGGUAUGCCACACUCACCGUAUCCACCGGGAUUCGGUGCAGCCAUGGCGGCCGCUAUGGCCAACCAACAGUUUGCGUCUCUGAUGACGUCCCAAGGGUUGCCUUUCAUGCCACACGCCAUCCAAGCCAUGUACUCGUCUCCGACCAGCCUAAUGUUCGCUCCACCACCCGGCUUCAACCACCACCAGACCAUGCUGGCGGCGGCCGGCCACAAUGGGCUGCUGAACCACCAUCGUGGCGGCGAAGCGGCUGGCGGCAGCGACGGGACAGCCGCCGCAGCGCCACAUCACCACGGCAACCGGCCGGUGUCGCCGUCGCGUGACAUGAGCCCUGAAAUGAGGAAGGCACGCGUCCAGAACUCGAUGCGCAUCCUCAAGGACGAACCGGUUCCCGAGGGAUACCUGCGGUUCAGAUUCAACGAGGACUGCCAUUACGCGCAUUGCGGCUACAGGGAGCACCAGACGCAUUUCCACUGCAUGCGCCAGGACUGCGGUUACAGUUUUUGUGACAAGACCAGAUUCGUGCAGCACACGGCCAGACACGAGAGACUCGACACUUUGAUGGGAGGUGACUUCCAGCAAUACAGAGCCAACGUGUCGUGUGGACGAGCAGAGUGCACUUACAUUUCUGCUAUAAGUACCGGUCAAAAUAAGGCGUCGCACUUCCACUGUCUCAAGUGCGAGUUCGUGUGCACCGACACCAACAAAGUGGUGGCUCACCGGCGCCAGCACCAGAAGCUCGACUCCAUCAUGGCCGCGGGCUUCGAGAAGUUCACCCCGGCGCAGGCGUGCGGCCAGCCCGGUGGUUGCGUGCACUCCGGCAAGCAGACCCACUACCACUGCUUGAGCUGCCAGUACGCCGUGCUCGGCCUGUCCCAGAUGACGGCCCACAAGUACCGGCACAUGGAAUGAUGCAUCACCGCACGAUCGACGGUUACAGAUCUGCUCGCGCCUCCCUCUCUCUAUAUAUUAUAUAAUGUAUAUAUCAGUUCCUAUAAAGACGUACAUAUAAAUAUUACAAUAAUAUUAUUAUGUACUCGUGUCGAUGUCGGCGGCGUGUCCAUCGCGAAUGACAAAGGCGGUAAUGCCAAUAAUUCGUUGUUAAAAAAAUAUUGUUACGAUCGACAGGUGCCACGAGAUGGAUAUAAUGACAUAAAAAUAUGUAAUCGAAUUUUUAGUAUAUUUUUGAAUGUAAAUAG